AUGAGUCGCUUUCUGAAUGUGCUGCGGAGCUGGUUGGUGAUGGUGUCGGUCAUCGCUAUGGGGAACACUGUGCAGAGCUUUAGAGACCACAGCUUUCUAUCCGAGAAGCUCUAUACAGGAGCCCCAGAGUAUGAUGACAUCUUUCUCACAGUAAAUGGACUUCAGGCGCGGACAUUUGGAAUCUGGACACUUCUGUCGUCCAUCAUUCGCUGCACUUGUGCCAUUGAUAUCCAGAACAGAACGCUUUAUCAUAUUACUUUAUGGACAUUUGUUCUGGCAUUGGGACAUUUUGUAUCGGAGGCCUUCAUUUACAAAACAGCCCCCCUGACCAUCGGUGUCAUGGCCCCUCUGAUAGUAGCAAGUUUUUCUAUUAUAGGGAUGCUCAUAGGUUACCAGUGUAUCCCAGAGACACAGGAUGACAUCGGAGCCAGACAGAAGAAAAGGAAUUGA
Messenger RNA from Knipowitschia caucasica, 450 nucleotides. The record is from the annotation of a GenBank genome assembly. Lineage: Eukaryota; Metazoa; Chordata; Actinopteri; Gobiiformes; Gobiidae.